AUGGAUUCCAGCUCCUAUAAGCGCUACAAUGUACACGGAUUUGAUUCUCGACAACACCUGGAGCAAUACUUGUCAGAUAAACCUGAUAUGGUCUUUAGAGAGGAUACCUUGAAAUUUCCCAUUGAAAAUCUUUCCAAAAUUUAUGCAGACGGUUGUAUUAAAGGAAGUAUCCUCAUUGACCUCAGCGCUGGUUCCUUUGUUCAUCAACUGUAUUCAUCUUGUGAGUAUUUCAAAGACAUCAUAAUCCUGAAGGGCAAUGAAAGAUGCAUGAUGGAGCUGAAGAGAUAUCUGGACUCACGUACGGGAGCAUUUGACUGGGGACAUGCCAUAAAACUUCAUGAAGAGAUAGGAGAAAACAGUGACCAGUUUCUGGACAGAGAAGCAAAAUUGAGAUCAACUAUUCCACAUGUCCUGAAAUGUGACCUUGAUAAAGAAAAUAUAAUGGAUCCCAUAGUCUUACCACCAGCAGAUUGUAUCAUCAGCGCUUGGCUCCUGGAUGUUAUCUGCAAAGACCAAGAUGACUACAGGAGAUAUCUCAGGAAGUUCUCAAGGAUGCUGAAACCUGGAGGACACAUGAUAUUAAUUGGGGCUCUUGGCUCAACAUAUUUAACAAUCGGGAAAGAAAGGUUCCAUGCUUUCACAUAUGAUGAAGAUUUUGUCAGGAAGACUCUAGUUGGAGAAGGAUUUGUUAUUAAUAACUUUAAGGGUAAAAAAAGAACAAAUGUGAGUGACCUUACGGACUAUAAGUCCAAAAUGUUCGUUGUAGCUCACAAGGAGAAGUAG
Molecule: messenger RNA, 783 nt
Organism: Hyla sarda
Lineage: Eukaryota; Metazoa; Chordata; Amphibia; Anura; Hylidae
Product: nicotinamide N-methyltransferase-like
Exons: 3
Coding region: 1-783 (260 amino acids)
Cellular component (GO): cytosol
Molecular function (GO): N-methyltransferase activity
Source: RefSeq, a predicted model, not a curated record